AUGGACAAGGUGCAGCAGCAACAUCAUGUGGAGGAUGUGGGCCGGUUGUUGUUGCAGACACAGGAGCAGCUUCGUGUGAUGCGAGAGCAGAUGACGGCAGCUGCAGCGGCCGUGGAGGCCAAUGCAUCGCCAAUGCGCCACAACGCAAUUGUGACAACAGCCGAAGUCCAAGCUUUCAACGCAAUCUUGCAACAGACUGAGACAGAACUUCGGGCCAAAGCGGAACUUGUCCUCAAUGGCAUGGUUAACAGCAGUAGCAGUGCACGAAAUAAUCAGGCUCAGAGCGGCACUCUUCUUCCUGCUGUCACGGUUGCCGCUGCUCCUUCGAUCAUGCACCGAAGUGGAUACGAUAAAGCUAAUAAGCCACGACAAAUGGACGCAAGCUCUAUUCCCGUGGAAUUCUUCCGAGAGCAAUUUCGCAACAACAGCGUUGAGAUUCGACAGUCUUUGCCUGAGCCGUGGGAACGGCAUUUUGGAAUUCAUCACGGUCGUCUCAUGCGCAAAAAAACUACGCAACACUGUCGUCUGUUGCCUAGUGUCAACAAAACUGAUCCAAGCGUACCAACUCCUGAAUUGCGCGAGGAGGAUGCCAAGCACGGCGUUUUGAACUUGGUCACGCGCGGGUUUCUCCCUGCGUACGCAGAUCUGACUCCAGUCUUCAGUGGUACGAGCGAUGGCUCUGGUGGUGGGGUGAUGAAACAGCGUGCAACCCGAAUCUAUAAUCGCUCCGAACAAGUAGUUCGGUCGACUCCUUUUACUCAGUCCACAGGCUAUAAUCUGGCAUCAUUGAAGUUCGAUCUUCGAGCUCCACCAACGCCCCCACCUGUUGUGCCCGAAGCUACCUUUCCUGACAGUACAACCAGAAGACGAAGCACUAGGCGGAGUUCAGCUCUGCAAGGCCCCAACCCAUUUACAAGGUCAGUACCGAUAUCUAGCAGUAAAAUUAAGAAUGGGAGGUCUGCCCAUCCGACUUCGUUAAUGUCGGCUGCAGUCGCUGCCUUCACGAACCAGGGAGAGGAUACGGAAAACAAUAGAGACCGAUUCAGUGACGACGACAUCUCCGAUGAGGAGCAGGAAAGCGAUGAAAAUGACAAGGACGAAUACGCCGAGAUGGAGAAAUUGGGGGCAAAUGUCGAUAAAAUUCGUGGUUACAACGAACUGCUGGAUGUGUAUAGUUUGCACCAGUUUCUGAUUCACAAAGGACGGACCAUGAGAGACACACCCGAGUUUGUUUCGUUCCGUCGCGUUACACAGGAGCUUUGGGGCAGUGUAGAAGAGGCUCUGCGAGCGCUGGAGACUCUGCUCGCGCAGUAUUUUGUACCUCUGGCUUACGUUGAUGGCCAGCGACUGCUCGCACUCGCAGGUACAGGCCAACCUCGAUUCUCUAAGCGCGAACUGCUGUCCUGUAUUGUGAAUGAAGAUCAAGUUAUGUCGGUACUGCGACGUCCAGGCCAACGGUAUAAAGGGCGAGAUCGUAAACGCCGUGCUGCUACUACAAUCGAAGCUUGUGUUCGUAUGUGGCUAGUCCGUCGGAGGUACGCUCGCACUCGUGCCAGCGACUUCAAUGCGAGCAAAAUUCAGCUUGCGUGGCGAGCCUACAGUUGCCAUACAAGUCUCAAAGCUCGACUACGAGAAGUCCACCUAGAAAAACUCGAGAAAUGGGAGAAAAGGAUGCACAAUCUCAAGUCCCACUGGCCACAAAUUGCUGGUCGCCGACGUGUUGUGGUCCACGUGCCGUCGUUAUCGCUCGAUGAACACUCACGUCUCGGUGCUGAGAACUUUGCCAUACAACAGAACCUCCAGCUGACGCGGGUAUGCGCCGCUGCACUGGACUCUAACGUGGAACUGCUGCUUUAUGUGUCGCCUUUCGAGCUCACAUCGGAUGUUUCUCAGUACUUCCUCAAACUGCUGCAACUUGGCGGUCUUGUUGACAGCAGACCUCGCGUCAAGUUAGUGUUUCCCGAGCAAACCACGCGCUUUCCAGCCCAUUUCUCGCUGUCAUCGUUGUUACUCUACUCGCCUCAUUGUCUGCGGCGCAUCCGACACUACACUACUGGCAAAGAGGCUUACCUUGUGAUGGGGCUACCUGGAGCUGAGGAUCAACGACUAGCGAUGGCGUUGGAUCUGCCAAUCCUCGGUGCGCCGCCAGCUCAAGCUCUGCCGCUGCUCACUCGCUCGGGUGGCAAGCGGUUGUUGAUCCGAGCUGAUGUAAAUGUCCCCAAUGGUACUUACGAGCUGUACGAUGAACAUGAAGUCUGUGCAGCGCUCGCCAAGCUUGCUAUCGCUCACAUGGAUCAACCGAGGUGGUUAAUUAAGCUGGACUACGAUCCUCUUGAUGUGGGCGAAGCGGUCGUUGACCUGUCAAACAUGCAAGCGAUGCGUGAGCUGCGUCGAGAGAAGCGGACGCCCGAGUAUUGGCGCCAACCAGGCCCUCGCGAUGCAGCAGCAAAGCUGAUUCUGGCAGAGCUAGAGCGUCCGGGAAUGCUAGCGAGAAUCGCGACUCCCAUGCAAACCGAAAUAUUCCCAAAAUGGCGGGAGUUUAUCGAUGCCGUCGGCCAUUUCGGCUGUGUCGUUGAAGCUGUCCCUCCUACAGCCAUUGCUGCCUCAUCCGAGGCAUCAACGGUGCUGGUAGAGCCUGCCUACGUGCGCGCGAAUCUGUUUGUAGACCCGGAUGGCUCCGUACACAUCUCGUCGACGCAGAAUGUGCUGGCAGCUGGAGGUGGGGGGCUGAAUAGGAAAACUGUGGCGUUCACGUUUCCUCAGACGGCUGCACCAUAUGAGGCAAUUAAGGGUGCUUGCAACGCCGCGGGAAAGCUACUAGUAGAGACGAAUGUCUGGGGUUACGUCAGCUUGGAUUUCGUGGUCUUUCAGGAUGAAAAGAGCAAUGAUGCACCUCGAUUGUGGGCUCUCGCUGUACAUCCGUUCCUCACAGAUUCCGCUACCAGCUUCGCUUGUUUCCACCUGCUCGCUCGUGGUGUGUUAGAUACGAAUUCAGGUGUCUACCGAGUGGCCAACAAGUCACUGACUACAGCCAAUUCAGGACGAAAAAGCGAAAGUGGCAGCGCUACGGACUUGCUGCUGCGUGAAGCUUUACUGGCCAAAAGUUCACUCGUAGGGGCUCGGCGUUGCUUCGUGGCGUGCUCGUACGUGUUCCACCCGCACGUGAUCACUAUGCAGUACACUGCUUUCUUCCACGCCUGCAGAUUACACGGUGUGUGCUUUGACGUGGAGAGAACUCUAGGUACACUCUUCCUGCUCGCUGACAGUCUCACAGCUGGCGUCUUCGGUAUCUUGAGUAUUGGAGAAACCACAGAAGGAGCUCUGGCAUUUCUGCGGACUGCACUGGAAGUGAUAGGCCGAGAAGCUGGCUCGACUAUCAGUGUGGCUUCAUCUCCAUCUCGAUCCGUUGCCUCUCGUAGUGGCAACUUUGCUCAGAUUUUGUCUGCUAUUCGAGUGUCCACAGGCGGCGGCAAGAGCGACAGACUAGGGAAAAUGCGGCAACGACAGCGAUAG
This is a messenger RNA of Phytophthora infestans T30-4, 3513 nucleotides long. RefSeq lists its product as uncharacterized. Lineage: Eukaryota; Oomycota; Peronosporomycetes; Peronosporales; Peronosporaceae. The transcript is spliced from 3 exons. The coding region runs from base 1 to 3513 and encodes 1170 amino acids. Gene Ontology annotation, molecular function: protein binding. The record is from RefSeq and is a predicted model, not a curated record.